Messenger RNA from Pseudo-nitzschia multistriata, 2129 nucleotides. The record is from the annotation of a GenBank genome assembly. NCBI's taxonomy places the organism in Eukaryota, Bacillariophyta, Bacillariophyceae, Bacillariales, Bacillariaceae.
UCUGAUCUUUUCAAUUGCUUGAAAGAUCGGUUCUUAUCUCUCAUCAAACGGAAAUCAAACAAGUCCACUAUGAAAUUUGCAUCCGCUGCCAUCGCUGCUGUAUUCGCUGAAAGCAGGAUGUUCUUUGUCCGAGCCCAGGCCCCAGUGGGGCGCUACGAGCUUUUGCCGGCAGGAGAUGGCGUCGGUGAUACACCUCAUGUAAAAAUUGAAGACCUUGAAUCGUUCUCUGGAAAUGUUUACAUUGAAGUAUCGCAGGAAAAGCUCACCAGCGUCGAACUGGAGUUGUAUUCGGCACCAGAAGGUGACGAUAAGGAAUGUACUGAAGGAACUCUCAUUGCAGAUGGGGUUUCUGUGACGUCUCCAGUUGUUGUGCCAAAUGACAGUCCUUAUCUCGAAGGCAAGGCUACCAGCGAUGGAGUGGUCGGUAUGUUUGAUUAUUGGUCCGUAUUUUUGUCUUCUGUCAACGUGGUGAAAUAUUCUCAUACGCGUAUUGUUGCUGUCUGUAUUGUGUAAUUGGGUGUAGCGGCUGUCGGGUUCAGUAUCGCCGAUUUCCGCAGCAAACCUUUAAUCUACACAGAAGAGGGUGAUGGAAAAGGCGUGGCCAAACUUUGUGCUCGAGCGGCCCUUAAGUCGGAUUUCGAUUAUACCCAAGAGGGCACUGAGUAUGUGUCCUAUAUGGACGCAGAACUGACGGUUGAUAUUGACACCACAGGAAGCUUUGGAGACUUUACGCAAACAGUUCAACUUCUUGAAUCGUCAAAGGUUUUGCAGACUGAGACUUUCGAAAACAUUGUACCCGUUGAGUCGUUCUUGUGUGGCGACAGUGGUGUCAAUGACGGUAAGCCAUUGGUCAACAAGUACAAGGUUGGUCAAGACUUCCAGGUGUGCGUUCGUCCAACCGCAGAUUAUCAAAAAGAAUACAAAGUUGUGGGGUUCAAGAAUGUUGUCUGUGGCAACGACGUCGAUCUUGUAGAUGAAAAUGGAGAUGCGACAAAUGAUUUGACCAGUAUCUCACUCGAUGUUGAAGACAGCAUGGAUGAAAAUGGAAAUGCAAUGGGAGAGCGCGCUGGAGCAUUCAAGGGUGUGAUCGUCCCGUCAUAUUUUGAUGAUGCGGUAGACGGUGCUAUCGAAUGCUCUGGUCAAGCAGUUCUGGAGUACGAAGAUCCUGGCAAAACAUGUACCUAUAUAAUCCCCACCAACGAGAUUGUACUCCCCGAUCACUAUCAUAUCAAAGUUGGUUUUUGUGUCAGAGACGCAAAAAAUGCAAGAGUACUCUAUGUCGAUUAUGUCAACGGGAACCCAACCACUAGGUUCGCCGGAUCUGAAAUUUUCGGAUAUUUCGAAAAUGUAGGAGUUGGUGAUAAUCCCCCUUCUCUAAAUUUCUCCGGAGAUUGGCCUGUUGUUGAACAGUUUUGGGACCCAAGUCAGAAACAAAAAUGUUUGGGGAUUGGGGAUUAUUUGCGGAAUUCAAAGUUUAUGGUAAGUUACCUUCUAUAUAAUAUCAGUAGUAUUUGCACAAAAAUCGAUGCUCACUUUGCCAACAAUGACUCGUUUCGAUCUUGGACAAAGAUUAAAGAAGACCUUGAAAACCAUCCUCGAUUCAAGUAUGCUAUCCAAGUCGAAAAAGAUUUCGAUGAAACCGGCUCAUUUCGCGUUUGCGCUUACCCUAGACCUAAUUGGGAACGCAAUCAGUGGGACAUUUAUUAUCCGUUGUAUGAAGCAGGGUUUCGUGCACCCGAAGGCGGUUUUCAAUGGCAAUUUGACAUGGGUGACCCUACACGGCUACAUGAAGAACUGUGCAAGGAGGUUUAUAUAUCUAAUUGUGAAGAACAUCCGUACUCCGAUCGCCGUUUGACCACAAGUUUCUCGACCAAAUCUCGGGGACUCCAGGAAGGAUCUCUUGAGGAGCCCGGAGACAGUUCCUUUGUCACCACUAUCGGUCUUUCAUCGGAAGUUGUCGAUAUCGAUGAUAGCCUUACGGCUCCCGCAUUCAAUGUUGAGUUCAGCAAAAAGCUUGUUGCAGUGGCUGUUACCACUAUGGUCGUUGCAAUGGCUGCUAUUUAAUAGUACUAUCUUGCAAAUUGUGUGUAUUGAUUCGUUGAAAGGAGACAUAAAGCGUGGAUACGAUU